Molecule: messenger RNA, 5980 nt
Organism: Toxoplasma gondii ME49
Lineage: Eukaryota; Apicomplexa; Conoidasida; Eucoccidiorida; Sarcocystidae
Product: tetratricopeptide repeat-containing protein
Exons: 11
Coding region: 3554-5557 (667 amino acids)
Molecular function (GO): protein binding
Source: RefSeq, a predicted model, not a curated record
CACAGAGAAAGAGGAGCAGUUCAACUGGACCCCGAUCUCCGACAGUUCUGGUUCCUUCCUUCUUGCCCCUGUCACUGAAAUCCACUGAACAGAGGAUCGCUGAUCGCGCUCUUCAACGCGUCCGUUCAGCACCCACACUGUCUGGCUGCCACUUUUCCUCGCGGAACAUCUUCGACCAAAGGAAUGGAAUCGGUGCAGACACCGCACAUGGCCAGCACGCCAACGACUCCCGUACUUUAGUUUCCUCGGUGGGAGCAGCUUUCUUGAUUUCCCACACCUGCUGUGCCGGAGGGUUUUCUCCCGCUUGCAACUGGGAGCUCGACACUGUUCCGUUAAGACCGAAAACCCAGCUAGCUUUCGAAGAACUGUCCCUCCUACCUUGUAGACCUCGAAAUUCCGUUGUCUCCGCGAACUUUCUGUUUUCACCUCGGCACAGACGAGGCUGACGAGUGAUGCUGGUGUCUGUUUUUUUCACUGGGCUCCCUCAAAUUCGACGGCUUCCUCAAAUUUAGAUCGUUGCACGUUCUCUCACUACGCAAAACUGCCGGAUCCUUCUUCACUCAAAGCCAAUGAAUGUAGUUGAUGCGUCUGCUGUUUCCCGACUCUCUCAACCCGGGUGAAAAGACGUAUUGCCCAUCAGCUCUGUCACCGUGUUUCCAGUUUUUUCUUGGGCAGACAACAAAGGAAAACGAGUGCGCUGUAGAACUUUAACUCGAGUAGCACUUCGCAAGAAAAGUGGAUCGGCUUUUUCUCAUUACACGACUGAUUCUGCAGGACUGCCUGGCCUCCAAAAAAGCGCGAGGCCUCACCCUGCGACAAGUUCCAAUUGAGUGUACGUACGUACACGGAAGAACUCUGUUUCUCGUCGACUAGCCAGACAAGCGGCAAGGAGGGGAGACAGAGGAGAAGUUUAAGGUGGAGGUGGCAAAACUGGUAAGAUCCUGAGGGAAGGAAACCGACUCCCAUCGUCAAAAUCGUCCAGUUCCACCCCGCGGCUUUAAUCCUUCAAAUGCAUGCAAAAAGCCACACAAAGUUUCGGGCUCUUGCAUCUGUGGCUGUCUCUCCGACUCUGUCUUGUCUUGGCAUUUCGUUGUUUUUCCUCGAAUGUCCUCUCCAAUAUACACCAACAAGUCAAGAAGGAACCCCGCAACUUUCCUCCGUGGCCGCUUGCAGCUUCACCAUUCAAAGGUUCGCUUUUCUAAAGAAAUCCACGGUCAUGCACGCGUCUCUCGCGCCCGUGUCGCGUGCCGAUUGUCGCGACGCUCACUCGAGGUGACUCUGUUCCGCGACACGGCAACUCUCUGGUAAAAUGCGAAACCGACAAUGGAAAGGUAGCCUGCUUUGAGUCGAACUCGAUUUCAAGAAAAGUUCCUCGUUUCUGGAACUUCUCGACCUCCAUUUCCCUCCCGUGUGUCGACAAGACAUACACCGAGGCCGCUAGAACGCCUCCCGCACUGGUGUAUGCGGCGAAAACAUCCAAGUCGCUUCUUCUGUUUUCGACCUCUGCGGACGAUUCUCGAUACACACGAGUGACUUUGAAAGUCUUUGGCUUUCCUCGAGGUCUGGCGACGUUGGCGCGGGCGUGCUUCCGAAGUUCGCCCAAUUUUUCUGACUCUUGCGAUCCGUUGCCUGUCUUGCAAACAUCCCAGAAAGACAUGACGCUCCUCCGCUCCGUCAGGUGUAUGAACACUGGCAUACACUGACACAACUCGUUUUCGUUACUGGAGGAAGACGCCGCAAUGCGUCUUUCUUGCACGUGGCCUUUCCGGAGACUUCUUUUUUUCGCUCGCUUUUCUCUGGCUGCGCUCAAGAACUACAGAAACUGAAGUGAAACACCGAACGCGCUACACCUCAGGGGAGCAGAGACACCCUGCGUUUUCCCCUUUCGGCUCCCGUGUUCUCUGUCUUAAUUCCGGAGGCCCUUCUUUGUUUCUGCUCUUUCUGUCGCCAAAAGCGAGGCGUCAGGCACAGAGGAAACCGAAGGUAGCUUUGCCGCCAGGUGUCUGUCUGACUUUUCUUCUUUUUGAGCAAGGAAAACCAUCGCAUGCAGCGAGGACACAGAUACUCCGACGCGGCUUUUCACACUUUUUUCUUCUGCACCACAGCCCCAUGAAGACGAUAAAACCGCUCCCUUCUUUCUGCGGAGCUGCUGGGUAAGCCAGCGGGCGCCUCCACUGAAAACAACGCCUUUCUCUCGUGCCGACCCUCUCUGCGAAACCGAAACUGCUCGAUGACAGAGUGCAGCCACCUACCAUUGCGUGUUUCUUGCGGGGACGCCUCUCUCUGUGGAGAAAAGACGCCGGCGUCUGGGGGCAGAGAAAGAAGAAAAGACAAAGGAAGACGAGUUGAACGGGCACAACUAGUCCACAUCCAACGUUUCUGCGCGAUCUCCAAAAAACUAUUCGGGUGUACUCACACCUCGUCAGGCCUCCAGGAAAGUUCCUCCAGCUUCUCAGGGUCACCCGGCUCUCUUCGAGUCGAGUUUCAAAGACGUGGAAUCGCACUCUUCGCUUCUUCACGAAACUUUUCCACGCCGAGGUCGGAGACAGUGCAUGAGCCCUGAAAAACACAAGUGGAAACCGGGGGACACAACGAGACCUGUUCUUCUUCCCAUUCUUCUCCACCCUCUUCUUACGCUGCUAGGUCUCGCGUCCCCACAGCGAUUUCCACUCACCCUUCUCUCCUCUCUCUUUUCUCUUCUUCUACUUCUUCCUCUUCUUCCUUCUGCUCCUCGUUCGCUUGUGCUGCUGCUGUCUUUGCUCCUUUGACGACGAAAGACUCAUUCGAGAACCGGUCUCCGGGGAGGGGCAACUCGCUCCGGCGCCGUCUCCGGGCGUCUUGGAUCGAAACGAGGAGACCUUGGUGUCCGCUUCGCCUGCCUCUGCGCAGGCGUCGGUGAGAACCGCGAGUUCGGACGCUUCUCGUCUGUCUCUGCCGCCCUGCCGUCUCCUUCUGGGCCAGCGCCGGCGGGGGUACGCCAGCAGCAGCAAGGUACAUCGCCUUGUGCCCACCCACGCAGUCGAGGAGAGAGCUGUCGAGGUUUCAGCGUCCAGCCGAGCAGCUGGGAUCCACGACGAGGGGAAGAAGACCUCGCAAAGUUCCGCGUUUUCUUCUCUUGGCAGACAACGGCAAGGGGAAGGAAACGCGACACUUAGGUUUUACGCCGUCGAGGUCACUUCCGCCAACCUGCCUGCUCGUUCAAGUGCCCCGAGAGCAGGAGAACGUCUCCACGGACGGCCAGGAGGCCUCUCGCCGUUCCUCGUCUCCGCCGCGUCUUCGUCUGGAGAGCUGAACGCAAGGUCUCCACCGCAAGCGAAAGACACAGCGAAAACAGGCUAAGGCACCAGUCAGCAAACAGUAGAAAGGAAGAGAGGACAGAGACACCGACGGAGAAGAGGAACGAGAAGAAGGAAUCCAAGACGAAAGCGAGGGUGGAAGAGACGCAGGAAGAAAGGAUGCAAAGGAAGACAGAGGGAAGAGAGCUGUUUCUUCAGGAAGGUCUCCGAGUGCAUGCAGAGGGAGUGGAAAUGGAGAUGACAGGACGAACGGAAAAAUGCACCCGAACGUCUCUGCAGAGCAGCUGAGGGAGCGAGACGCAAGUGACAAAAUGAGGAGAAAGAGGGGAAGCAGAGGAGAGGAGGAGACAGGUGCGGUGAGAGAGACAGGAAGAACAGGCUUCACUCAACGGAAAGACACCCAUUCCAUACCAGAGGCUCCCCGAGGAAGAGGCAGAACUCGCAGACCAACAGAAAUCGAACAGGCGCGCUUUGGUUUCUUGGGAGUCUCGCCAGAGUCCAGGGAGGCCACUGGCUCGCGCAUGCGCGUUGGCGGUCCCACAACUUUGAGUCUGCAGCAGCCCUUGCGUCCGCAGUCGCCUGUCCACUUUUGCGCUCCUUGGAGAGUCUCCGAAGAAGACAGAAGGAGAGACGAGGGAAGAAGGAAAAAAGAGAAGUCUCAGCGCUGGGUUCCUCCCGCGCCUGUCUGGCGGACAUGGAGAGGAAACUGUUCUGCGAACCCAAGAGCCGGCAGCUUCAUGGUCGCAACGGACUCCAACUAUCUCGAAAGAAUCAGACGGAAGGCCCAGCGAGACGCGUUCCCCGCCUAUGGGUUGCGGUCGCAGACUCAGCGAGUCGCGGACGCAAAAGUUCUCAUCAGUGCAGCGAAGCGCGCCGGAGACAUACGAGCAGCGGGAGAAAAUCUGUACAGACUGGGAGUUCUUCUCGACAACAAACGCCGCUGGGUGCAGGCCAGAGAGGCCUACAGAGAGUUCCUUGCCUGCACAGAAGAGCUCAAAGACGAACAGCUUCAGGCGCUCGCGCACAACUGUCUCGGCAUCGACUACCUGAGAUGCGAAGAGUACGAGCAGGCGCUCAAACACCACACCCAACAGCUUCGCCUCGCUGACGAAGAAGGACAAUACGUAGCCCACAUGAACAUCGGUCUGGUCUACGGCAAACUGGAUAAACCGGAAGAAGCGGCAAGACAUUACAGAGCAGCUGCAGACAUCGCCGCGAAACGCGGAAACUUGCUCGGCCACAGCCUCGCUGUCGGAAAUCUCGCGUUGACAGUCUUUCCUUCUGGCGAUCUGACUACAUCGCGACGCUACAUGCAGUACCACGUCGAGACCAUGGACGAGUUGUUCUCCCCAGGGUCCGCGACAGGAAAAGAGUUUCAGCACAGCGGUGCCUUCGCCUCUUUCUCGCUCGACUCUUCCUAUCCCUCUUCCUGCUCUCCAGCUUCGACGUGUGACCCGCGGAGACAAGUGAAACACUCUAGAGAAGAAGAGAGAGAAGGAGAAGAGAGAGACGGAGAAGAGAGAGAAGCAGCAAGAGCAGAAGGAGAAGAAGAGGGAGAAGAAAGAGAAGACGUAGGAGGAGAGAAGAAGGAGGGCAAGCCGACAGAGCCUGGUAGACGUAGCAUGCCUCGCGUCUCCUUCCGCAGCUCUGUUUCAGACAAGCAUCAGUUGCAGGGAGACAAAAUGAAGGCAGGCGAGAGACGAGUAUUUGAAGAGACGGCGGAGGCGGUUGAGAGGCCUUUUUCCUCUCCAGUUUCGUCUCGGAGUCACGUUUCGCCGUCUUCACCUUCUGCGGCUUCUACGUCUCUCUCGCGUUCUUCAGAGCAGAGGACCUCGUGGGAAGAAGACCCUCCCCUGCCUUCUGUUUGCGUCGCCCUUUCAGAAGAUACUUCUCAGCUGUUGUUGGAGGAGACAGAGGCGCGAGGCGGGCGGGAGAGUCGGCAGGCGAGGUCUCUUCCUCGCCACGGGGCUGCUGUUCUUGCAAAUCUCGAUUCACAGCACCACCUAGGAAAGGUCGACGCGGCAAGGGGCGACUACGCACAGGCUGCUGCGCAUCUCCGAGAAGCGAGGCUGAUGGCGAAGAAGGCAGGAGAAAGAGCUGCAGAGAUGAAUGCGAAUGUCGCCUAUGGUGUGGUCUGCGGUCGCAUGCAUUUCGAGGAGAACAAAAAGCGCGUCCUGUCUCAGUCGUUCGAGAUACAAGCGGCUUUAAAUCUGAAAUCGAAACUGGCGUCUCUCCCCUGUGCCUGCCCGGCUCUCGUUUAGUUCUGAGGCUUGCAGCGUCUCGCCUCGAAGGAAAAAUCGAAGAAGAAACGACAGCAGCUCUCUCAUUUCUUCUCGCUGUGCCAAGCGGCGGAUCAGAAACCCUAUAUAUAUAUAUAUAUAUAUAUAUAUAUAUAUGUUGGUAUGUGUGCAAUUGUGUGCGUGGAUAUUCGAGUGCCAACAGACUGUUGAAUAAGAGGAAAUCAAAGGUGAAUAGGUCUUCUCUUCGAAAUAAAGUUAAUGCGGAGUUUUUCCUUUAUGGCCUUUCUUUGUCUUUUUUGCGAAACCUUACGCAUUUGCGCGGCUUCCCUGCUUUGUCCAAUUUUUUUUUCUCCUCUCUCUUUCCGGCAUCUUCUGAUUUUCGCCUUGCUUUUCUCCUACUCUCCUCUUUCCUCGGCGUGGUCCUUCGGUGUGUACCGCCAGCAC